AUGGAUGAUCGUGCCAACACGUGUGCUGACAUCACCGAACACAACUGUCAAUCCUGCGAACGUCCGGAUGUGGCGGAAAAAGAAAUGGUUCAAUGCUGUUUAUGCCUGUUGUGGGAACACUUUGGCUGUGCAGGGGUUGAUGAUAUGAUUAAAGAACCUGGUGUCAAAUAUGUUUGCACUACUUGCAGCAGCAAACAGAAAACGUCCGCCUCUACGUUCACCAAAGAGCUACUUAAACCUUCCACCCGCUCUGACCGACUAACUCGGGCCGGAUCCCAACGCAGCAAGCAACUCUCGAAUGCUAAAGGGAGCGCCAUUUCCAGCAAUCGAGCCGCUCUGGAGGAACAACUGAAGAUGGUAGAGCAAGAACAGCUUCUGCGGGAACAAGAACUAGAGGAAAAGAAGGAGCUUAAGCGACUCGAACUAGCAGAGGCCGAGCGCCAACUGAACGAGAAAAGACUGCUGCUAGAGGAAGAGAAGAACAUUCGUGAACGAAAGUUGGCGGAGGAAUUGGCCAUGAAGAUGUUGCACCAAAAAUUAAGGAGGGAAUCGCUAGAAAAGCGGAAUGAAAUUGUGCGGCAGCUAGCACAAUCCAGCAGCAGAGGCGGAUCACUUCCGGAUCCAAACGAACGGGUGAAGUGCUGGCUAGCUAAUCAGGAUAAGGCAAAUGAAACAGACGGAAACCCGGCCAAUACCAGUGAAUAUCUCUACGGCAAAAUUCCUUCCGUAGUCCUUUCGAAGCGUGAUGUUUCUCCGGAUCCUGCUCCAUCAUCGUUGAUCCCAGCAUUACCAACGCCGGAUCCCCAACCGAAACCUGUUCCAAAGCCACUUUCAAUACUUUCAUCUCUACCACCCACUCCACUUCGUGCAGACAUCCAUACACCAGACAACUACUCAAAUGCUCAACCAGAUAGUCUAUGUCCAGCACACUCACUGUGUGAAAAGGAUUGGGCGAUGCCACCGCCUCAGCUUCCCCCCGCGAAUGGGCGCCAAGGACAAGGUGGCGCCCUCUCUCACCAACAAAUCGCUGCGCGCCAGGUUUUAGGAAAGGAAUUACCCAUCUUCAAUGGGAAUCCGGAGGAUUGGCCAAUUUUCGUCAGCAGCUACGAACAGUCGACGACGGCCUGUGGCUAUUCAGAUGCUGAGAACCUCAUCCGCCUACAACGAUGCUUGAGAGGCAAUGCCUUGGAGGCGGUGAAAAGUCGGCUGCUUCUGCCAUCGAGUGUACAGCACGUCAUCGAGACCCUGCGUAUACUGUACGGCAGGCCAGAACUCUUGAUUCGAGCUCUCCUGAACAGGAUUCACCAAGUUCCGGCACCGAGGCACGAUCGACUGGAGACACUGAUGCAGUUUGGACUGGCGGUGCAAAACCUAGUGGAUCACUUAAAAGCAACCGGUCAACAUAACCACUUAGCAAAUCCAAUGCUGAUGCAGGAGCUAGUGGAGAAACUUCCUGGAUCGAUGCGUCUGAGCUGGGCUGAAUUUAAGAGAAGGCACGAAUUAGCGAAUUUAGGAACCUUUGGCGAGUUCAUGUCAGGACUCCUGACCGCUGCCAGCGAGGUAACCUAUGAUCUUCCGGGAUUUGUGAACGCUGUCCGAACCGACAAGCGAAAACCGAAGGAUGCUAGCAUCAUCAACGCCCACACACAUGUACCAGAGUCUCCAAUCACACCGAGCGGCAGAACAAAUACCCGCCAAGCAGUUAAAUCUUGUUUCGCAUGUGGGCGUGAUGAUCAUCGUGUACCCGAGUGCGAUCAAUUCAAAGCAGCUAGCGUAGACGAAAGGUGGAAAUUGAUCCAGCAGAAGGGCCUAUGCAGGACAUGUCUGAACAGUCACGGGAAAUGGCCAUGUCGAUCGUGGAAUGGAUGUGGUAUUGAAGGGUGUCGACAAAAACACCACACUCUCCUCCACUCCUCUUCCCCUACCAACCGCAACGUUAGUGUUUCUGCUAGUCACGUUUCCUCGGGAGAGUUCAAUUGGCCAUUGUUUCGGGUAUUACCGGUAGUCGUGUACGGAAAAACGUGCUCUCGAAUUAUUUUCGCUUUCAUCGAUGAGGGUUCCUCUUAUACCCUUCUGGAACAGUCGGUCGCACAGAUGCUCAACGUAUCCGGCCAGAAAGAACCGCUCACCUUGCAGUGGACAGGAAAUGUGACUCGAGUUGAAUCCGAAUCACAACAUGUGCAACUGGACAUCUCUUGUCAUAGCGGCAAUCCUCGGUUCCGCUUGAACAAUGCUCGUACAGUGCGUCAUCUGUUCCUCCCCUCUCAAACCCUCAAGUACCACGAUCUAGCAACCCGCUUUUCACACCUGCGGGGCCUACCAUUGGAAGACUAUGAGUUGGUCCAGCCACAGCUGCUGAUCGGUUUGGAUAAUCUGCGACUCUGUGUUCCGCUCAAGCUUCGAGAAGGAGGGCCGCGAGAUCCAAUCGCCGCGAAAUGCCGACUAGGCUGGAGCAUCUACGGAUGUAUCCCUGGGCGCUCAACUUCAACAGCAGUCGUCAACUUCCACGUUGGAGCGGUAUCUGAUUCGGACCGCGAGAUGAACGAGCAGCUUCGCGACUACUUCGCGCUGGAGAAUUCUGGUGUCACCAUCCCGAAAGCAACACUAGAACCUGAAGACGAAAAGCGAGCUAAGCGGAUCCUGCAGGAGACAACUCGACGCACAGAAGGUGGAAUUGGUUUCGAAGCUGGUCUCUUAUGGAACACCGAUAACCCAAACUUUCCCGAUAGCUACCCAAUGGCAGUUCGCCGUAUGAUGUCGUUGGAGCGCAGAUUUGAACGAGAACCUUUACUAGGCGAGAAGGUUCGGGAGCAGAUAGCGGAGUACGAGCGGAAGGGCUAUGCACACAGAGCAAAUCUCGCCGAGUUGACCUCCGUGAAUGCGAAUCGGACGUGGUACCUUCCCCUUGGCGUUGUGACCAAUCCGAAGAAACCCGACAAGUUCAGAUUGAUCUGGGAUGCAGCGGCGAAAGUAGGUGGAGUAUCCUUUAAUUCGAAACUGCAUAAAGGCCCUGAUUUGCUGACUCCUCUCCCGCAAGUGUUGUGCCAAUUUCGACAGUUUCCUGUUGCUGUGUGUGGAGACAUAAUGGAAAUGUUCCACCAAAUCAAAAUUCGUUUUCCCGACUGCCAAUCCCAACGCUUCCUAUUUCGAGAAUGCCCAACAGACUGUCCACGCGUCUACAUUAUGGACGUAGCCACAUUCGGAGCGACUAGCUCACCUGCCAUGGCCCAGUUCGUGAAGAACUACAAUGCUCAGGAGUUCUCCCGAGAAUUUCCACGCGCUUCAGCCGCUAUCCUCCACAAGCACUAUGUGGACGAUUACCUGGACAGCUUCAGAACGAUUGAAGAGGCUAUCGAAGUGGUCAACGAGGUUAAGCUGGUGCAUUCCAGGGGCGGUUUCACAUUACGUCACUUCAUGUCGAACGAGGUGGAUGUCCUGCGGGGGAUCGGCGAGAUAGCUGAGGAUGUAGUUAAAAAUCUGAGUUUGGAGAGAGGGGAAAACUCCGAGUCGGUACUGGGAAUGAAGUGGCUGCCGAAAGACGACGUGUUUGUAUACACCUUUGCCAUGCGAAGAGACCUCCAGCAAAUUCUGGACGACGAACACAUUCCCACCAAACGAGAAGUCCUCAAGAUCGUUAUGAGUCUGUUCGACCCUCUUGGUUUCAUCGCGUUCUUUCUCGUCCACGGAAAAAUUCUGAUGCAGGACAUCUGGACUAGAGGAACAGGAUGGGAUGAACAGAUUUCACAGGAUAUCUACGUGCGAUGGCGACAAUGGACGAAACUGUUCCCGGAACUGGACGAACUACGAAUCCAGCGCUGCUACUUUCAGUCGCCUUUCCCGAAAACUUUCGAUGGCCUUGAACUGCACGUUUUCGUGGAUGCCAGCGAAGUGGCAUAUUCAUGUGUCGCAUACUUUCGUUUAGAAGCAGAGGGGAAAGUGCAAGUGGCAUUCGUUGGUGCCAAAACCAAGGUUGCUCCGCUGAAAACACAGUCGAUCCCUAAACUUGAACUGAUGGCGGCUUCACUCGGUACCCGAAUGCUAAACACGGUAAAAGGACAUCACUCAUUCCCGAUUGCCCGGCAGUUUAUGUGGACUGAUUCAACAGUGAGUCUCGCAUGGAUCAAAUCAAAAGAUCAUCGCCGGUAUCAACAAUUCGUCGCAGUUCGUGUGGGUGAAAUACUAAUGUCGACUGAACCGGGAGAUUGGAAACAUGUUUCAUCAAAACUCAACCUGGCGGAUCUGGCAACGAAAUGGAAACUUGGGCCGCAGCUUUCGAUGAGUAAUCCGUGGUUUCAAGCACAAGACAUCCUGCAGAAAGUUAGAGACCAGUGGCCCGAAGAACAAUCAAUUCCUGAAACUUGCGAAGAACUUCGUCCCAUCCAUUUCAACCUGGGUCAUUUCGCUCCGAACAUCAAAGUAUCUCGAUUUAGUUCAUGGACCAGACUGCAUCGGUCAACAGCAUAUGUUUUCCGUUACCUCGAUAACCUACUACGGAAGAGCAAGGGCCGACAUCUGGAAUUCGGCAUGCUCAUCCAGGAUGAGCUACAACGAGCUGAGUACGCGCUUUGGAGGAUGGCGCAAAUCGAGGCCUUCCCGGACGAAAUUACUGUACUUACGAAGUCCCACGGCCUACCCAACGACCGUCACUGUGUCGUCGACAAGUCCAGCUCAAUCUUUAAGACUUGGCCAUUCCUAGAUGACAACAAGAUUUUACGGAUGCGAGGACGAAUCGGUGCUGCACCAUAUGCGCCGGACGAAGCUAAGUUUCCCGUUAUCCUCCCCAAACACCACCUAAUCACAUUUCUUAUUGUAGACUGGUAUCAUCGCCGUUUCCGUCAUGCCAACCGAGAAACCAUCGUCAACGAGAUUCGCCAACGCUUCGAGAUCGCCAAACUCAGGUCGCUUGUGAAGAAAGUUGCCAAGAACUGCAUAUGGUGCCGCGUGAUGAAAACGGUCCCAAAACCACCAGCCAUGGCUCCGCUUCCAGAGAUGCGAUUGACAGCCUUUGUCAGACCAUUUACUUUCGUUGGUCUGGAUUACUUCGGACCGGUACUAGCUAAGGUGGGCAGAAGCAACGCAAAAUGCUGGGUAGCUCUCUUCACCUGCCUGACAAUGAGAGCCGUGCACCUGGAGGUAGUGCAUUCUUUGAGCACAGAGUCCUGCAUAAUGGCAGUACGGCGAUUUGUAUCGCGUAGAGGACCACCCCGGGAGUUCUGGACGGACAAUGCGACCUGUUUCCAAGGCGCAAGCAGUAAACUUAAGGCGGAAAUUGAAUCCACUACCCGAGCUCUAGCACUCACCUUCACCAGUACGGAAACAAACUGGAAAUUUAUCCCACCGGCCUCCCCGCAUAUGGGCGGAGCGUGGGAGAGACUCGUUCGCUCGGUGAAAGUAGCGGUUUGUGCAAUCUUGGAAGCACCCCGCAAACCAGAUGACGAGACACUGGAAACCAUUCUUUACGAAGCAGAAGCGAUGAUCAACUCGAGGCCGCUCACGUACAUACCACUAGAGUCGGCUGACCAAGAAGCGUUGACCCCCAACCACUUUCUUCUGGGCAGUUCGACCGGCAGCAAGAUCCUUCCGACGGAACCUGUGGAUCAUGGUGCAACCCUUCGCAGCAGCUGGAAGUUAGCUCAAUACAUCAUGAACCAGUUCUGGGUGCGGUGGCUGAAGGAGUAUCUGCCGGUUAUCACCCGGAGGAGUAAAUGGUUCGUGGAGGCAAAAGACCUGGAGAUUGGCGACCUGGUACUGGUGGCUGGCGAAACGGCGAGAAACCAGUGGAUUCGAGGCCGGAUCGAGGAUGUGUUCCCGGGUCGGGAUGGCCGAGUUCGACAGGCGCUGGUACGGACAUCAUCGGGGACCCUGCGAAGACCAGCCACAAGACUGGCUGUACUGGACGUCGUAGAGAGUCGUGAACCUGGCUUACGGGUUCCAGAUUAUCAGCAGGAUUCACGGGUGGGGGAAUGUUACGACAAGGUCCCCCGUUCAAUGAGUAACGCUUGCCGCGACGCUUCGUCAACCGUCCACAGCGGUGCGUCGACUGUCAUCCGAUCGCAGGAGGAUCGCAACUGUCAUGAACGUCAGUGA
Messenger RNA from Topomyia yanbarensis, 6087 nucleotides. RefSeq lists its product as uncharacterized. The coding region runs from base 1 to 6087 and encodes 2028 amino acids. NCBI's taxonomy places the organism in Eukaryota, Metazoa, Arthropoda, Insecta, Diptera, Culicidae. The record is from RefSeq and is a predicted model, not a curated record. The transcript has a single exon. Gene Ontology annotation, molecular function: nucleic acid binding. Gene Ontology annotation, biological process: DNA integration.